UCUGAAAAAUAUCUUUCGAAACUUGGGGAGUUUUCGUACUGAACACAGUGGCCUAGUGGUAACAUUAAGGAAUUCAAGCUUUGGGGAAGUAUUUGAAGGUAGCAUUGGACAAGUGAGGAAUAAAUAGGAAGAAAUCCACGUCGCCUCUCUUGCAUCAUAAAUGUACACCCGUGCUCCGUCCUCAAUGUGUUCGUUUGUUUAAAGAAAACAUCGUUUUUAAUGAGUUUUUAAAGAGUGUUCAUAGUGGCGGGAUAAGGCGGGGGGAGCGAGCCAGAGCCUGGUCCUGUUUACUGAGGGGGGAAGAGGAGAGCACCAACAUGGAGCUGGAAGACGGAGUGGUGUACCAGGACGACCCGGGGACGGCAGCGAUGAUGUCGGAGCGGGUGUCGGGCCUGGCCAACUCCAUCUACCGCGAGUUCGAGCGCCUCAUCGGCAAAUACGACGAGGACGUGGUGAAGGAGCUGAUGCCGCUGGUGGUGGCCGUGCUGGAGAACCUGGACUCGGUGUUCGCGGAGAACCAGGAGCACGAGGUGGAGCUGGAGCUGCUGAAGGAGGACAACGAGCAGCUCAUCACCCAGUACGAGAGGGAGAAGGCGCUCAGGAAACAUGCGGAGGAGAAGUUUAUCGAGUUCGAAGACACUCAUGAGCAGGAUAAGAAGGACCUGCAGAACCACGUGGACAGAAUGGAGUCUCAGUCUCGGCAGCUUGAACUCAAGAUCAAGAACUAUGCAGACCAGAUCGGGAGGUUAGAAGAGCGAGAGCUGGAGCUCAAGAAGGAGUACAGCUCCCUCCAUUUGAGACACUCAGAGAUGAUCCAUAAUUACAUGGAGCAUGUUGAGAGGAUCAAACUGCAGCAGAUUAAUGAGUCUUCAGAGUCAGGCACAGCCGGCCGAUCCAGGAGAGAGCGGCCCCUUUCUUUGGGGGUUUUCCCUUCGUCUGGUGGGACGUCUCAAAUAAUCCCAGAUUCCCACGCCAAAGCAGAGACUCCCGGCACAGAAGGCUGGAGGUUCGCUGACUCAGCACAGCCACGGUCCAACGCCAGUCUCAAGUUGGACUGUGUCGACCCCCCAAAGGAAGGGGAGGGUAAGAGUGCGCAGGACUCUACUUGGGGGAAUUCACUGGCAGACGACUGCAAGGACGAGCUGUCAGACUCGAAUGGCUCCAAGUCAGUAACACCGAUGUCCACCACCACCUCAGACAUGGAGAAGGAGGAUGGAAGUAGUAAAAGCACAGAGGUGCAGGCUGCAGCAGGGACCAGAUCCAAAUCAGCAGCUUUGCCUGAAAAUGAGGACAGCUCAGACAUGCAGGACAUCAUCGAGUCCACACCUGAGCUGGACAUGGAUCUCAUUGGAUUGAAACCCUGCAGUACUCCUACCAAAGGAAUUGAGAACAUGGCAUUUGACCGCAACACAGACUCUCUUUUUGAGGAGCUGUCAUCUGCAGGCACGGGGCUCAUAGGAGAUGUGGAUGAAGGGGCUGACCUGCUGGGAAUGGGCCGGGAAGUUGAAAAUCUAAUUCAGGAGAAUUCACAGCUGCUUGAGACAAAGAAUGCCUUGAAUGUGGUGAAUAAAGACUUGAUCCUGAAGGUGGAUGAGUUGACUUGUGAGAAGGAGAUGUUGCAGGGAGAGUUAGAGGCUGUGCUGCUGGCCAAAACCAAGCUGGAGGAGAAGAGCAAAGAUCUGGAGGAAGAUCUCAAAAAAGUGCGACUGGAGGUGGAGGAGGUGAAACAGAAAAGCAAGGAUGAAGAAGAUGUGAGUUUUUUUCACUUGCAUGACAACAUGUGCAUUGUCCGUCCUGCUAGCAGCCCUAUAAUCCCAGAUCUAAUUCUUUGUGGGUUUAAUUGUGUGCUGCUGCAGAGUGACGUACCCACAGCCCAGAGGAAACGCUUCACCAGAGUGGAAAUGGCCAGAGUAUUAAUGGAGAGGAAUCAGUACAAGGAGCGACUUAUGGAACUGCAGGAAGCGGUGAGGUGGACCGAGAUGAUCAGGGCUUCAAGAGAAGCUCCAAAUUUUGCAGAAAAAAAGAGAUCCAGCAUCUGGCAGUUCUUCAGCAGACUGUUUAGUUCCUCCUCCAGCAACCCUGUCAUGAAGAAGGUUGAGCCCCAGUCUGGUGUAAAAUACAACACCCCGGGCACCUUAGUGAAGAGGAGCAGCACAUUCUCACAGUUCCCCACAGAGAAGUCCAAGAUCUUCGAUUUUGUCAAUGAGGGAGCGGAUCAGUGCAGCUCACCUUCACGCAAGGAGGAGAAGAAAGCCCGGUAUCAACAGGUCAAGGCCCACAUGCAGAAGGAGGACGGGCGAGUCACUGUUCACGGCUGGAGCCUGCCCAGCAAACACAAGGUGGCAAAUGGUGGACAGAUGGAAAGCAAGAUGAACUUACCAGUACCAGUGUACCUGACACCUCUGGACCAAAGGGAUAGCUCUAUGAAGCUGUGGUGUGCUGCGGGAGUCAACAUGUCCGGGGGUAGGACAGUUCCCUCAUCAGAGCUCUCCAGGCAGACAAAAGGUUCCCAGAGCAGCCUGGACCAACUGGAGCAGGAGAAUAAGGAGCAGGAGAAAGCGGAGAGAGAACUGAUCCUUCAGGAUGACAUGUCCAGUAGGGUGUGGGUGUGCAUGAGCACCCACUCCUCCACAAAGGUCACGGUGCUGGACUCCACUCAGCCCAAUGAUACGCUCGACAGCUUCUACGCCUGCAACACACACGUCGUCUGCAUUGCCAGCGUUCCAGGUGUGUUGGAUACAGAUUAUCCAGCAGGCGAGGAGGUUCCCCAAGACCCAGAGAGUGAUGGGGUGUCAUUAGCUGGCAGUGUGGCCAGUGUGGGCUCAACAGGCAGCGACGGUACCGUGGCAGCAGAAGGGCUCACCGCCGUCCCUCAGACAGCCCACUCAGGUGUUGGCGACCAGCCGGCCGAGCACACCGCCGUCUCAGGCCCAGUGGGGCUGUCCAGAGAGGGCAGUCCAGCAGAGGACGGCAUCCCUACAGCGGAAGAAGCAACAGAGGCAACAGAAGCUAACACUGGAGUGGGUGCAGAUGGAGACGAGGAUCAGGGUGCAGAUGUGAACCAGCCAGGGAUCUAUACAGAGCACGUGUUCACCGACCCGCUGGGAGUGGGACCCACGGACGCGUCUCCUUCUGCAACACUGAGAGGCUCUGGACACGAUGGUUUGCCGUCCCUACCAGAAGACGCAGGAACAUCAGAGGGGGAGGUCUUGAGGAUGAGCAGCGCACUCCCCACGAUGUGGCUGGGAGCACAGAACGGAUGUCUGUAUGUGCACUCGUCUGUGGCUCGAUGGAGGAAAUGUCUCCACGCCAUCAAGCUCAAAGACGCCAUCCUCAGCAUCGUCCAUGUUAAAGGAAGAGUUCUCGUAGCCUUGGCUGAUGGGACAUUGGCAAUUUUCCACAGAGGCAUUGCAGACGGCCGGUGGGAUCUGACCAACUAUCACCUGUUAGACCUGGGCCGGCCGCACCACUCCAUCCGCUGUAUGACAGUAGUCCAUGACAAGGUGUGGUGCGGCUACAGAAACAAGAUCUACGUCAUCCAGCCCAAGGCCAUGAGGAUAGAGAAGUCAUUUGACGCUCAUCCUCGCAAGGAGAGUCAGGUGCGUCAGCUGGCCUGGGUCGGAGAUGGCAUCUGGGUGUCCAUACGACUGGAUUCAACUCUACGCUUAUUUCACGCCCACACCUACCAGCACCUGCAGGACGUGGACAUCGAGCCCUACGUCAGCAAGAUGCUGGGUACUGGUAAACUGGGUUUCUCUUUUGUGAGAAUCACAGCUCUGGUGGUGUCCUGCAGCCGACUGUGGGUGGGGACAGGAAAUGGAGUCAUCAUCUCCAUACCGCUGUCUGAAGCUAACAUGACAGCAGGAAUCGUGCCAAACCGCCCGGGUAGUGCCGUGCGGGUCUACGGUGAUGACGGCUCAGACCGGGCCGUGUCAGGCAGCUUUGUGCCGUACUGCUCCAUGGCCCACGCCCAGCUUUGUUUCCAUGGACAUCGAGAUGCAGUCAAGUUUUUUGUGACUGUCCCAGGUCAGGCGAUGCCGCCUCCAGGAAGUGCAGAUUCAGGCUCUGAUGACCCGCCGUCUGAAUCCUCUGACACAGCAACCUCUGAGCCCAAAACCUUCCUGGUGAUGAGCGGAGGAGAAGGCUAUAUCGACUUCAGAAUCGGCGACGACGGCAGUGAGCUGGACGGUUUACCCGAGCCGACAGCCAGCACUCAGCACUCGGCACCCACCAAGGCUGAGCGCAGCCACCUGAUCGUCUGGCAGGUCAACACUUCUCAUGACUGAAAAAACAUCACAGAUUGUUGCGUGAACAUCAGGGGCAUCCACCGACCUUGCAUGCCCUCCUCAAAGUUUUUACCUUUCUUUUACCGAUUGUUCAUUAUGUCUGAGUUGAUGACUACUUUGUAAGGAAACAAAACGAACAAACAAACAAAAAAAGUUAUUUUUAGUCCAUGUUUUGUACAUUUUAUUCUUGAUGAAUUUGAAGCAGGUAAGAUUUUGUUUAUGUUAAAUUAAAGAGCACGUCCAGAGGCGGUCCCUUCUGCUGGGUGGCAUGUUGGAAAAGCUGGUGUACACGGGCUCACACGGUCCUGUAUUGGUUGUUUGAUCAGGUAAAUGUUUGAAUCCUACAGGAUUCAGAUGGGAAGGACAAAGGGGUGUUUUUAAGAAGUUAUGUGGCGAGUGAAACAGGAGCAGGUGGUUUCUCUUCGCAUUUCUACACAUUUUUGACCGAUUUCCAGCAUUGAAGAUUUUUUUAUGAUACAUUCAGUUUGGGCUGGGUGUGAAAAACCCACAGUUUAACACAUGAAAUACUUCAAAUCCGGUUACUUGAUAGAAUUUAAGGCGUAACAUUUGACUGUUUUGCCUGUCUUUAAUUAGAACAGCAGCUUCCAGUUGAGUGGUGCAAAGAAAACACUACAUAAACGUUGUCUAAUUACAAUCCAAAAUAUAGCUGUAUGGUUGUAUUUGAAGGCUGCCACUGUUUUAUGUCCUGUGAAGAAUAUUUAAGCACUUUGGGUAUGUUGAAGAGAUAUUUUGGUUUUAACUACGUGGGGUUGUUUGAAAUACUAAAGAGUAGUUAUUCUGUAACCUGCAGUCGAAAGCUACACACCUCCAAAAAAAAUGCAAGCGGUGAACAGGUGUCCCUGUUCGCUUCAGAAACAGUUCCUCCAGUGAGGAAUUCCACCUUCCGUGUGCAAAGACAUGCAGCCUUUUUUUGGGCUACAUGCUCCGGAGCCAAAUAAGAUCGUGUCAGAUUGAUUGCAAACAUUUUGUGUUUUGGUAAAUUUUGUAAUAUUAGCAAACAUCAAAUUAUUGCCCAUUGAAUCGAUAAUAUUGUACUUGUGAGUUACCCCCCCCUAGCAAAUACAUCUAAUACAGAUUCUGCUGGAUCAACUAUGAAAUUUAUGAGGCUUGAAUUUUUGUAAAAGAUUUGAUUGUUGGUAGCCGGUGGCUAUUGAACGAGCUGCUCGGUGGUGUGGCUGCUGUCUGCUGCAGUGAAAACACCAACUACUCAGAAGUACUUGACACAAUCCCACUUUAAACAGAAAAAACAGAAACAAAACUGAAGAUCCUGUGAUUAGCAUUAGUCUGCAUGAGGAAGUCCUGUACUGUGUGCCUGCUUGGCCAUGUCGAAGCUCAACUCUUGUAGCGUUUGUGGAGAAAUGCCGCCUGUGCCAGCAGCUCAGUGCUUCCUGUUUGCUUCAGCUCGUCGGCACUUUAAAAUGUUACAUGUUAGUCGCUAGAGUUUGGAAGGAACACAUGUAAGUAAUGGAAACCGCACUAGCGAGUUAUACAUGUGUAAAGGGAACAAAAUUUAGAAUAUUUUUUAUUUUUUUGCAAAGGAAGGUCCCGGGAACCAAAGGUUCGUAGACGAGACACCACGAAACUGCUCAAUGUCAGAGCGUGUGCUUGUUUUCAGGGUGUCGUUGGAAAUAAGGCUGGAAAAGGGAAAAAUAACUAAAAGGGACAUUUUUGCCAGGGACGACGCAGUACUAAAGAGAGUCACUCCUGAUUGUUUUCAUUCCUUGUUCUGUUGUUACGUUUACAUCCGACGAUCCCAGAAGUAACAGUCAUUAUUUUUGUUGUCAUCUUGGCAUUCCAGCUCAUAUUCUUCUCUGUAUUAUUUUUGUGAGACACUUCCAUCAGGCAAUGAGUAAUUUGACGACUCACUGUAACACAAUGCCACUAUUAAAGGAGACCAUUUGUUUUUAUAUCGGGCCACGUUUGGUCAGAAGUCCAUUUCAAAGCAGUAACUUUCUAUUGUGUUUGCCAUUCCAGUAUUUAUUUUCUCUGUUAUGGAGCCCGUACGGGCUCAGAAUGUAACUUUCUACAUGAACAAAAUAUCAUAGGAGGCUAUUGUGAACUAAAUAGUCAAAUGAGUUUACAUGAUUGUUAAUAAUGGUUAAAUAAAAUAGAUUCAUGUAAUCAUGUUGGACAUUUUUCAAAGCGUGCAAACAAAACAUUCAUAUAAAGCUAUGCAUGUUUUUUUUUUUCUUUUGAUAAAAACACUGCUCCGUUAACUGCAAAAUGUUGGUUUGGUCUUUGGAUCUGCUUCGAGUGGAGUGUGUGUGUGUGUGUGUGUGUGUGUGUGUGUGUGUGUGUGUGUGUGUGUGUGUGUGUGUGUGUGUGUGUGUGUGUGUGUGUGUGUGUGUGUGUGUGUGUGUGUGUGUGUGUGUGUG
Messenger RNA from Cololabis saira (Pacific saury), 6682 nucleotides. RefSeq names its product sperm associated antigen 9a (gene spag9a). The transcript has 29 exons. Gene Ontology annotation, biological process: vesicle-mediated transport. Lineage: Eukaryota; Metazoa; Chordata; Actinopteri; Beloniformes; Belonidae. Gene Ontology annotation, cellular component: cytoplasm. The record is from RefSeq and is a predicted model, not a curated record. Bases 318 to 4286 code for a protein of 1322 amino acids. Gene Ontology annotation, molecular function: kinesin binding; JUN kinase binding; MAP kinase scaffold activity.